This is a messenger RNA of Vicia faba (fava bean), 423 nucleotides long. The record is from the annotation of a GenBank genome assembly. NCBI's taxonomy places the organism in Eukaryota, Viridiplantae, Streptophyta, Magnoliopsida, Fabales, Fabaceae.
AUGACCCCUCAGGAGACUAAAGUGAAGCCAGAAGGGAAGCUUGCAAAUGAAGGGGUGACAAAGCCAAGCCUAAAAGGACCAAAUGAAGAUGAAAAAUUCAUAGGAUAUUUUUAUUUUAAACACAAACUCAAAGGAUAUUUUCACAAGAAACCAAUUUAUUAUAAGCCCAUCCCAACCUAUACGCCAUUCCACAAAACAACCAUAGUGGACAAACCUAGCCCCUGUGUUGUUGAACCAGAAUCAUUUCUCAAGCAUAAGCAUUAUUUCUUCAAAAAGCCUAUUAUUCCCAUUGUUAAACAUGUUUAUGUUCCAAUUUAUAAGCCAGUUCCAAAGGCGAUUCCAAUUUACAAACCUAUUUCAAAGGUGAUUCCAAUUUACAAACCUAUUCCAAAGGUGAUUCCAAUUGUUAAGCCAUUUCAUUAA